Messenger RNA from Rotaria socialis, 1380 nucleotides. The record is from the annotation of a GenBank genome assembly. NCBI's taxonomy places the organism in Eukaryota, Metazoa, Rotifera, Eurotatoria, Philodinida, Philodinidae.
AUGUUAGAUGAUGAAGAAAUGAUCGAUGAUGGUGAAGAAGAAGAAGAAGACGGCGAUGACGAAGAAGAAUAUCAUCAUCAUCAUCAUCAAACAAUUGAACCAAUAAUUGAUGUUUUACAAAUAGACAACGAAUUAUCAUCAACACAAUAUCGUUUUAAAAAAAAUGAAAUUAUGCUUUGUUAUCAUGGUUUACUUUUAUAUGAAGUUAAAUGUGUUGACCAUAAAAUGAAAGAAAACGAUAGUGGAAAUUUUCACCGACCCUCUUAUUUAGUACAUUAUUGUGGUUGGAGUUCGAAAUGGGACGAGUGGGUUGAUGAAGUACGUCUUGUUAAAAUGGAUGAGCAUGGUAUAAAACAACAAGCACAAUUACUUCUUCAACAUGGUAAAGGUAAAGCUAGAUUGAAAAAUUUACGAAAAAAUAGUCAUAAUGCAAGUCCAUUAAAACGAACAGCAAGUCGAUCAAUAUCCGAUUAUUCAACAAGUACAAAUAUGGAUUCAGUUACGAAUGAGCCAACCACAAAUACGACGACGAAUAAUAUCAAUAGCCAUAGUCAUUUUCCUAUAGAAGAAACACCGUCGUUAUCUGGACGCAGUGAUACAGGCAGUAGUAGUAGUAGUAGUACAACAAGUGAAUUAAUAUCGAAUACAGAUUCAACUAUGACAAAUAAUGAUUUAAUUGAACCUGACGCAAAAAAAGUUAAACGAAGUGUGAAUACUACUGGAAAAAUUAUAAAUAAAGAAAAAAAAACUGAACCAAUAGCGACUAUAGUUAAUGAUUUAUCCCCAACAAUCUCAGCGCAACAUGAAACAUGCCAAAAUUUAACACGUCGUUUUUACUCGUAUCAAAUGGAAUGGUUACAAUUUCCAUCUGAACUUGUUGAAUUCUUAAUAAAUGAUCGUGAUCUUAUAAAUAAUCAAAAUUAUCUUCUAUCAAUACCACCGGUAGAUUCGUCAUUAAUUAUUCGUAAUAUAUUUAAUAAUUACUUAGAACAACAAAUUAAUGAAUGUUCAUUAGCUGAAGUACUCGCUAUACGAACAUUAAUAUCAGCAUUAAUCGAUAUGUUUAAUAUAGCACUUGGAAAAUGUUUGCUUUACCGUUUUGAACGUUUGCAAUUACGACAAUUAUUAGAAAAAGAUUCUCAAAUAUCUUUAUGUGAUUAUUAUGGUUCAAUACAUUUGUUGAGAUUUCUAUGGCGUAUUAAAGAUUUACUACGUGAUAUGAGUGCAAAUACGAAUCGAGAUGAAUUUGGUUUAUUAUUAGGACGAAUUCAACAUUUUUUGAAUUAUUUAUAUGAAAAUAAGACAAUAUUAUUUUCCUCUAAUGAAUAUGAUAUUUGUUCAACGGAAUAUUAUCGCUGUUCGCUGCAAUGUUUUCAAUAA